AUGAGUGAAAAGGAAGUGCCACGAGCAAAACUGUUGCUAACGGCGCAAACGCUUAGUGGCCCUAAAAAUCCCACCUGGAUCGACUUUGAGCUCUGGUACUCAGAGGCUGAAAAUGUGGCGUCUAUCCCGACCCAAACCCGGAAGAAAUUCUCACGUGGAGGAGGAAUUCGACCUGGACAUCAGGGCGGACAGCUGAGUGAGAAAGCGAUCCAAGCCACAGAUGACGGAGGUCCACUUACCUACCGUACUGGAGUGCUGCUUUCUGCUGGCUAUGUAUGCUACUAA
Messenger RNA from Gryllus bimaculatus (two-spotted cricket), 285 nucleotides. NCBI's taxonomy places the organism in Eukaryota, Metazoa, Arthropoda, Insecta, Orthoptera, Gryllidae. The record is from the annotation of a GenBank genome assembly.